Pomacea canaliculata is the source of this 4795-nucleotide messenger RNA. Its product is annotated as carbohydrate sulfotransferase 15-like. The record is from RefSeq and is a predicted model, not a curated record. Gene Ontology annotation, biological process: hexose biosynthetic process. Gene Ontology annotation, molecular function: N-acetylgalactosamine 4-sulfate 6-O-sulfotransferase activity. NCBI's taxonomy places the organism in Eukaryota, Metazoa, Mollusca, Gastropoda, Architaenioglossa, Ampullariidae. The coding region runs from base 140 to 1549 and encodes 469 amino acids. The transcript is spliced from 9 exons.
UUUACUUGUGUGCAGACAUGGUCUACGUGCGGUAUACACCACUCCGAGACGGGGUAGACAAACCGCACAGUGUCUUUGAGCAGCGACAUGUCAAGCAGAGCAGAAACAUGAGAACAGCAGCAGUGUCGAGGGCUGCUGGAUGAAAGAGAGACACAAGUUUAUUUGCUGGAAUCAGCAUACUGUCAUGGGAUGGAGCCGAACGCGCAUGACCGUGUUACUGGCAGCGUUGGCAGGUGCAAGUAUUGUACUGUCGCUCCAGUGGUCCCAUCUGCAGUUUGUGCCUGGACCAGAAAAGGAGAGGCACGAAAGAGGCAAGGCAGGACAAUUUUUAGAGACUGCAGUAUAUAAUGGAAAACGAUCUGAAGGCAAACCUCAGACAUUAUUGUAUCCUGUGAACAAAGACAAGGCUCUUCCUAUUGAAGAAUUUGUAGGGGACAGACCACUGUUUAAAGCAUGUAUUACAAAUAUAAAAGCUUUGCCAUCAUCUCCGUCAUACAGAGAUGGGUUUGUGGGGCCAUUCCUCUAUAUCUCUCAAAGUAAGAACCCAUGCUGGUGGAGAAUGACAAAUAAUACCUCCAGACAACUGAACUGUGUCCCUUACUUUUUUUUGGCUGGUGUCAGCAAAUCUGGAUCAACUGAUAUUUUCUUUCGCCUCAUGGAACACCCUCAGAUAGUUCAACCAAAGAUCAAAGAACUACGGUGGUUUGAUAUUCGCAGAUACACAAAAGACGAAUUUUCCUUUAAUUGGUAUGUGUCCAACUUUGAAGAAGCUGCAAGAAAUAUUUCUAGAGAUAUUGAGGGAAAUGGCUAUUCCUUAAAAAUAAUAGGAGAUGGCUCGCCAACUUAUUUUUGGCGCAAUUACUUUUGGAAUCGUUACCCAGGUAAUGAAGGUUGCACUGAACCUCGGAUUGUUGUACCAUCUAUGAUACACCACCUUGUUCCACAGGCAAAAAUAAUAAUUAGCCUCAGAAACCCCAUCCACAGUAUUUAUUCCAAGUACCUGACACUGGCAGACAAAGGAAUACAAUGUUCUCCCAAGCAUUUCCAUAACUUGACAGUUGGGCAUAUCCAGCGUUACUACAACUGUUUCCAAAAGUAUGGUGUUCGUAGCUGUGUUUACAACAUUUCACUAUCCAGUCAUUCCAUGCUUCGACUAGAGAAAGGGAUUUAUGUGGUCUUUUUGGUCGACUGGUUGAGAAUAUUUCCACAACAACAGAUUCAUGUUGUCCGAUUUGAGGACUACAUUAAGAAUAUUCCACGCCACCUGUCCAGCAUGUUUGAAUUUCUUGAGAUUGCACCCAUGCCAGAAUAUGCUCUCCAAGAAUUAUCCUCCCGUCCUGUGUCCAAUCGUGGUCGCCAUUACAGUGUGGGCGCUAUGCUGCCUGCCACAGAAAAGUUGCUUCAGAAGUUUUAUGCACCAUUUAAUGAGCAGCUUGCAGAAGUGUUGAAAAUCAAAAUUACUUAUGGAGAGAAAUAUAGCCAUGCAUUUUAUUUUUUCCUUAUUGGUACAAGCAAUACCAGUUGUGCAAUCUGUAGUAUCAUGCCUUAAUGCAUUGUCUUAGUGAUUAUGGCUUUUGUUGUUAUUUACUGGAUGCAUAAUCUUUGGGAUAUUUUAAAACUGAUAUUUUGUUAUAUAAAGUAUCCUUCACUCACUGGUGAUUUUGAACUGGUCAUUGUUGUCAUCAUCAUCAGCAAAUUAUGCCAAAUUAUUACUUCUGUACAAUGUUUGUGAACGUGGUGUUCAGGUUGUAACUAAACUUUUCUUGCCCCUGUUUUCAAUGCUUUUUGUAUUUGAAUUAUGCCAAAAAGAUGUUUAUAUCUUUACAAAAAUAAAUUUUGGCGCUUCAUUUGUUAGUGCAUGUGAUCAACCUGUAUAUUUGACUUCCAUGAAGUCUUGUUUUUAAUUGUAUGAUGAUAUUUAUGUGCUUACAGAGAGUAAACGGUUUUAUACUUUUUAAAAGCCUGGAAAGAAAAUGUUUUGGAUGACAUUUUGAGACAAUCAGUUGUUGCUGGUGUAUGCAGGGAAAGUCAAAAAAAGAUGUAUGUGGAUUUUGAAGAUCUUUAAAUUACUUCCCCUUGUUUUAGAUUGAUCCCUUUGGAUUGUGGUCGUCAAUCCUGAAGAACACUUUAAAGACUGUGUGCAUGUAUGUAUACAAGCUGUCUUAACAGUAUUAGUUUAGGCAUUAGUCCUCAGUGGCUCCUCACAGACAUCAAGCGAUGAGGAAUUUUUUUUCUCCAGGAAAUACAAAAUGGAACCAAGCAAGCGUUAUGUGCAUGCUAGAGAAGUGGAGUAAUAUCAAAAAACAAAGGAAAUGGGAAGCAAAGAUAUAUCUGUGUCAAAUCGUUGUUAAUUUUGUUUGUCUGAAAAUGGGACAACUUCACAGGAAAUGCAUGAUUAAGCUCCCUAAUUACAAAGCUGUGUACACUAGCAAGACAUGAUGUAAAAAGGCAAUGUUUUUGUUAAAGGAAAAUUGCUUGGUUUCUUCCUGCCAGAGCAUUUCUUAUCACCAAGAAGACAUUUUGAGAUCAUUAGGAAAAAGUGGAUUUCACAACAAUUUCCACCAUACAGGUUACAUCAUAGCAUGUAAAAAAAUUCAGACAGAAUGCCUUUCCAGUAUGUAUUUUAGUUGUAUUCCCACCACUAAAUCAAAACAUAAAAGUUAUUUUGAUCAAAAAUUAUGCCUUUAAAUAGUUACUGAAGUAAAACUUAUAGUUACCCAGUAAUUAAUUUUUUUUAAAUUUAAUUUUUCAGUUGAUGCAGUUACCUCCCUUCUUUGAAAACAAAGUAAAGUACAUUGGGCGCAUUCUUUUAUAAUUUGUGUCAUUGUUUUAUGCAACUACAUGCUAUGAAAGAAAGUAAGAAUAUAAAACCUUACCUAUGGUUUAUAGUUUUAGUCUUAUUUGGCAGUAUUAUGUGAUUUUGUCAAGAUAUUCAGUGGAGUGCUGUGUUUUUGCAUCACUAAAUACAUUUACUGUUUAUUUUAGCUAGUUCCUAUGGCAGAACAACCGGUUGGUGUUUAAAGUACUUAUUUUAUGUAUCACUUCAAUGUUAUUUCUUGUACAAUUGCUGUACUUAACCAUAUGAAAGCAAACAUGCUAGUCUUCAUGUUAAAAGCCAUAAAAUACAUGCAUAUUUUAUAACUCCCCAAGAUUGCCAAAGAUCUUGUUUCAAACUGUUAUUGAGCUUUUUAGCACUUUGUUAUCUGCAUGUGCCGUAUUAAAUUGUGCUUAAAAAGCAAAAUCUGAAACAGAGAUAAAUAUAUAAGUUUUGCAUAUACUUUGCCAAGCCCUGUGAUGUAUAUUUUGACUGGCUCUCAUUAUGUGGUUGGCUUAUUUUGUGAUCACAUUAAAAUUGAACAUAAUUUAUUGAGUACACAUGUGCAUAUGCUUCUGUGCAUGAGUGCAUAUUACUAUACACAUUUUGUCCACAUUCACUUGUGUCUAUUAAGUGUUGAUGCGAGACGUUGUUCAGUUAUAUUUGCACCUACCUGAUGUGUGUGCGUGUGCACGCAUUCUUUUGUACACAAUGGUUCAAUUCUUCAUUCCCCUAUAUCCACCCAAAGCAAACUAAUAGCUGAGCAGAUAUGACUAAAACUAGCUCAGUUGCAUAUAAAUAUACUACAGUAAAACUCUCUAUUAAGACCGUCCUGAUUAUGACGGUACCCCUCUUAGUUACAACGAAAAAUGUUCAUGGAUGCAUUUCGCUAUGUAAACGUCAUCCCUAUUACAACUACCUUCCCAACCUGACUUCACCACCAACAGUUUGAGUUCUAUUAUGAUCGACUUUUAAGCAAAAAUUGCAUCUUGAAAAUAAAUUAAGUACCUUUUUAAAAUAGACUGCUUCUGGUCGACAGUUUACCCUAUACAUAUGAUUUUCUGCAAAAAUCACAUAAAAUAAGAACAUUUUGAAAGAGACUACUAUUUCACUGACACAAGUGCAGGACAGUCAAUUUUCAUUACGAUUUUUUACAGAAGUCGUAUGUUUAUAAAAAUAAAUUAUUGCAACCAUCUGUUUGCGCUUUAUUGCAUUUUUUUUUUUAAAUUACAGUUGAAAAAUAUUAAGAGCAUUUUAGGAGAGCUUCUUUGUGUACCUCAGUUCAUGUAUCACAAACUAAUAGCCUAUGCAUAUGUGCAGACUGUGUAUAUAUACUGUAUAUUGGAGCAUCACAGUGUGCAUGGAUCAUUCACCUCUGCGAGAAGGAAAACCACUGUAUUUUUAUUUGUUUGUUUGUGUACGUGAGAGAGAGAGGGUAGAGCUGUGAGGGUGGGCGAUGUCAGUAUAGGUGAGCAUGUUAUAUAAUUAUCAAUAUUUGUUCCACUUUCAGUUUCCUGUCUAAGCGUAACAAACAAUUUGGUACUGAACAAUUUUUAGGGAAUUUUUUAGCAACCGUUUCAGGUGCUUUAAAACAAACUUUUUCAUGGGCUUUCUGAUGCCAUAGUUAUAUGUUAUAUGAUGCUCACAGCUUCCCCGUCCGAACUACGACACUCAUGCAAUCUUCAUAUCCAGUCAGUGCAAACAUAACACUGUUUUUUGUUGUUUUUUUUUUUUUUUUGUUUUUUUUUUGGUCCGAUUCCUCUUCCGCUUCUCCCAUCCGUAAAGCAUGUUCUGACUUUAAACUGCUAUAGGAACUUGUACAGACCUCGACGGUGUUCAAAUCAUGAACUUGUAUUACAUGCUUAAAUCAUACAAACCUGACGGUCGUGUUCUUGUAAUAAAGAUUGUUAAUUGACAUCCUGCAGGGGCGUAGAACCAAGGAGGCAAGGGGGAAGCCGCCCCAUCAAAAAAAAAAAAAAA